Coregonus clupeaformis (lake whitefish) is the source of this 874-nucleotide messenger RNA. Its product is annotated as transmembrane protein 272-like. The transcript is spliced from 2 exons. Bases 18 to 386 code for a protein of 122 amino acids. NCBI's taxonomy places the organism in Eukaryota, Metazoa, Chordata, Actinopteri, Salmoniformes, Salmonidae. The record is from RefSeq and is a predicted model, not a curated record.
CCAGCUACCUGCUAGGGAUGGCCAUCUUCAACCUGAUUAUGACAACAUGGAUGUCAUUCCCCUGGGACCCAGAGAGGAGCGGGCAACAGCAGACCCCGAGGAGCUGUAUCUGUGGCUCACUGCAAUUAUUGUUGGCUUUGUCAGUGUUCUGUUGGAUCAUUGCUGGAAAUGUGUGGAUCUUCUCUGUAUACCAACCCAACUACGACCCGACCCGUUCAGACGGCCAGUACUGUAACAAGACCCUGUACACGUUUGCCUUCUGGAACGCAGUGCUUGAAACCUUGGUGUUGGGAGCGAUGCUAGUUAACUGCUGCAAAGGUAUGUUCUGUGGCGUUCUGCUAAAUGGACCACCACAGCCAGACAGAGACUUCCACAGGAAUGUCUGAAGGAGGGAUGGAAUGUCUGAAGGAGGGAUGGAACGUCUGAGGGAGGGAUGGAACGUCUGAAGGAGGGAUGGAACGUCUGAGGGAGGGAUGGAACGUCUGAAGGAGGGAUGGAAUGUCUGAGGGAGGGAUGGAACGUCUGAGGGAGGGAUGGAACGUCUGAAGGAGGGAUGGAACGUCUGAAGGAGGGAUGGAACGUCUGAGGGAGGGAUGGAACGUCUGAAGGAGGGAUGGAAUGUCUGAAGGAGGGAUGGAACGUCUGAAGGAGGGAUGGAAUGUCUGAAUGAGGGAUGGAAUGUCUGAGGGAGGGAUGGAACGUCUGAAGGAGGGAUGGAACAUCUGAAGGAGGGAUGGAACGUCUGAAGGAGGGAUGGAACGAGGGAUGUCUAUCCUGUUCUUGUCUUUUUAGCUUCACCAUCAUUUUGUAAAAGCGGCACAUUUUAUUAAUCUACGGUAUGAUUACGUCUUAUAAAAGCUGUUUUUGUGAUACU